AUGGCUACGUCAAAGAGAAUAAAUUUGUUUGUCCAACAACUCAAUGAGCAAACUAGCGAUUCAAUUGGCUUUAUAGAAAACGAUAAAGUCCACCUCAUAGAUAACGCCAUUGAACGUGAUACGCCAUACUGUAUUGGAACCAAAGACUUAGUUAAUCAUGAAUGUUUUGCUUUUUACAAGAACCUCGAAACAUUGAAUAUUGAAAAUAUGGUAUUCGACAUGUUUUUAGGCGAGGAUGGAGAUGUUUCGAGGUUAUCCCUUUCAUUUGACAAAGAAGAGACAGUAAAAGCGGGAAAAGAAAAAGAAAAAGGAAAAGGAAAAGAAUUGAAUAAUAUAGAUGAAACAAAUAAACCUCGGGUUAAGAAACACCCAUUUGUUGUUGCACCACAGCCUAAUAUGAAUCCCGAUUCACUCAAGAAACAACAGCAAAAGGGUCAACAAAAAUCGGGGAACACUAAGCUAGAGGUGGUGAAACAAAAAAAGACUGUUAAAUAUAUUGACGAGGAUGGCAAGGAGGUCACAAAGGAGGUUGAAAUAGAAGUAGAGGUUCCUUUAGAGGAAGAUGUGAUUGUAGACGAAAGGUCGUGGAUUCAAAAGAAUUGGAUGUAUGUUGUCCCGCCACUAUUAUUGUUUUUGGUUAUGGGUGGUGGUGCCGACGAGGCUGCUGCUGGUGGUGGUACCGGUGGCAGAGGUGGGUGA
Lodderomyces elongisporus is the source of this 699-nucleotide messenger RNA. RefSeq lists its product as uncharacterized. The record is from RefSeq and is a predicted model, not a curated record. The transcript has a single exon. The coding region runs from base 1 to 699 and encodes 232 amino acids. NCBI's taxonomy places the organism in Eukaryota, Fungi, Ascomycota, Pichiomycetes, Serinales, Debaryomycetaceae.